Molecule: messenger RNA, 2312 nt
Organism: Hylaeus anthracinus
Lineage: Eukaryota; Metazoa; Arthropoda; Insecta; Hymenoptera; Colletidae
Product: arylsulfatase B-like
Exons: 8
Coding region: 195-1940 (581 amino acids)
Source: RefSeq, a predicted model, not a curated record
UGUAUUCCGCAGGAGCUCUGUGAUAAACAAACCGCGCAAUGCUCUGACGGUUCUUCUCCGCGAGUCGUGGCUGAUAGUGGUAUAAAGGAAGCGUUCCCUUCGCGCACGGGUCUCCCAUUUCUUUUUUUUUUUUCUCUCUGAAACCCUCUUUUGCGCCAAAUUUUGUUGUGCUCUUUUUACUCUCUUGGUGAAAGAUGUGUCGUUUUUCCUCGAUUUGGAUAAAUACAUCCGUGUUGCAUCUGAUGUUGUGUGUCGGUUACGCGGUUGGUCUGUACGAAACAGCGCCGCACAUUAUCGUGUUUAUGGCUGACGAUCUGGGGUGGAACGACGUUGGUUUUCAUGGAUCGAAUCAGAUACCAACGCCAAACAUUGAUGCUCUUGGAUACAAUGGGAUCAUAUUGAACAGGCACUAUGUAUUGCCAUCUAGCACACCAUCCAGGACAGCAUUCUAUACUGGACAAUACCCGAUACGUAUUGGCAUGCAAGGGGAUGGAAUCCGUGGUGGUGAACCACGUGGUCUGCCGUUGAAUAUAAAAAUCUUACCGGAAUACUUGCGAGGACUGGGGUACACUACCAAGUUAAUUGGAAAGUGGCACAUGGGUUAUCAUACACCUCAGCAUACACCAAUGCAUAGAGGUUUCGAUUACUUCCUUGGAUUCUACAACAGCCACAUCAGUUAUUAUGACUACAAAUAUUCGAUUCAGAACAUGAGCGGAUAUGACAUGCAUCGAGGAGACGAUCCAGCUUACGGAACCAAUCGUGAAUAUGCAACAGACUUAUUCACCUUAGAAGCGAUUAAAAUUAUCGAGAAUCACGAGCUCCCUAGACCCCUUUACCUUCAGAUAUCGCAUCUCGCAGUCCACGCACCUUUGGAAUAUCGUACGGAUCGAUACAACCAUAGGGGAUUCGCUGACAUUCGCGAGCCAAAUCGUCGCAAGUACGCUGAAAUGGUGAUGGGACUGGACGAUUCGCUUGGACGAAUAUUUCACGUGCUAGGUGAGAGAGCAAUGCUCAGAGACUCUUUGAUAUUGUUUCUCACCGAUAACGGAGCAGCAACCAUUGGUAAAUUCAGAAACUGGGGCUCAAACUAUCCCUUGAGAGGGACGAAGUACACUUUGUACGAAGGGGGAGUGAGAGGAGUUGCGGCAAUAUGGUCGCCAAGGAUACAACAAACAGCACGGGUUUCGAAUCAACUGAUACACAUAGCGGAUUGGUUGCCGACUCUUUAUUCAGCGGCUGGCGGAGAUUUGAGAGAUCUGGGAAGGAUCGAUGGCGUCGAUCAAUGGCACGUCUUGAGCGAAGGGAAGGGUCGUGGCAGAGACAAACUCUUAUUAAACAUCGACGAAUUUUUUAAAACCGAGGGAGCGAUAUACAGCCGAUUUAAACUAUUGCGAGGCUCAAUCGAGAAUGGCUAUUACGAUGGAUAUUCUGGUGACUCUGGCAGAACAUUGGAGUUGUCCACCCCAUACGACGAAACAGUGAUGAAAAGUUCCGUCACUCAGGGUAUCACCAAUCAUCUAGGAGGCCCGGUGACACAACCGAGUACGAUACACCAAUUACGACAAGAUGCGACGGUCUUGUGUAGCCCCAAUAUGACGUAUUUCAAUAGACACGGAUUCACCACCUGUAACGUUACGGAAUGCUUAUUUGAUAUAGUAAACGAUCCAUGCGAGACGAAGAACAUUGCCGAAUCAUAUCCUAGGAUUGCACGAGACCUAGACUCUUACCUGGAACAUUAUGGACGAAUCUUAGUAAGACAAACGAAAUUGCCUAUCGACUGGUACGCUGAUCCAAGGAGGAGAAACAACACUUGGGAACCAUGGAUGAACUCGGGAGCUAUGCCUAAGAUACCGAACACCGCAGCAGUGUUUGGACACUUGGUGUACUGUAUCCACGUUACGAUCAUUUUUAUUUACAUGUUUCUGAAUACACUACUUUGAUCGUGUAACAUUCAUUUAAAUUAUGUACACUGUCGGUCAUAAGUAUUAGAGCACCUACAGUAUGUGAAUUAAUUGUAAGAAAAAGUCACUCCACAUUCUUUAGUGUAAUAAUAUUAAUAAUUUAUUAAUUUUCAGUCCGGUUAGAUCUUCUAAUAACUUCAAAUAGCCUUUAGUCCGUUGUCGUGCAUAAAUGGUUCCAACGAAACGAAACUCUAACAAACGAGUACAAAUAUUCGAACCUUUAGUUCCACACCAAUAAAUGAAAUAUGAAAACAACAAACAACUAGGGUCCUCUAAAUCUUUUCAAUAGUUUUUGGUCUUUUAAACAGUUUUUUGUUUUUAGUGGUGCAUAAAUACCAUUGCAAACGAAAC